CCCAGUUUCCAGUGCAUUUUGCCUCUAGCUGGAUGGACCAUUCCUUACCUUAUUGGGUUCCUAAUGAAUAGAGAAACUUCUGGGGCUUGUCUGAUUUAGGAAGGGUCUGUAGUUACCCCCAAACCCUUUCUAAUGAAAUCUUCCAGGAGUCUAGGACAAAUGAUAAAGGGAUUACCCCCAUUUUACAGGUGGGGAGACUGAAAUUCAGCAAGGGGCCCCGUAUUUGGUGGUUUUUUAGUUUUUUGGGGGUGAGGUGAUGAAGGGAGCAAAUGAUGAUAAAAACUUUUGCCUAGAGGAGCUUCCAAAGACCCCUUCUGGUCUUACCAUCCCCACGGUCAGGAAACCUUCCCAGAUUCUGAUUUCAUUCCCACUUGGUAGAGUCAAAGCUUUGUCACUCAGUGGGGGUUGGAAGAACAGCUGCGUACCCUCCACUAUGCAAGCAUUAUGUCUUGAUUUCCUCUUUAUCCACCCUGCCCCUCCCCAGUCUGAAGGCUGCUGGCUCAGCGGGCCUCCUGCCGUCUGGGGAGUCUGGGUUUGAGCUGGGGUGAGGCGGUGGCACCAUCGUUAUGGUAACGAGCUGCCAGCUCAUCAUUGCUAAUAACUUGUCAGGCCCCUGGGCUCCAUGCAGCGUCUCUUCCUACCAGCCCUUCUUCCCAUGUCACAGACAGAAAAAGUAAGGCUUUGAUGGAGGGGUCUGGGAAUAAGGGAGUCUGGAGAAGUGGGUGGCCUUGUCCCUGGGGCUGUAGCUGGAGAGCUGUGGGGAGGCUGCUUGGAAGCUGGUUUACACAUGUGGUUACAUAGGCUUGCAUAUGAUUGCGUGGGCUAACAUGUGAAAACACUCAGAACAUGCUUGUAUAAACUUAUACAGGCUAGCUGACAUGUUCAUGUGUUUUUACACAGCAGCCCACAGGCAAACAUGCUUCCAAGCAUCAGAACAUGCUUGUGCCUGAAUACUGUCUCUACCAUCUGCACAUAAGGCACCCAAGAAAUCUGGGUUUGUGGGGGUGUCCAGGUAUGUGGGUGGGGAUCUGAUCUUUUUCUGAUGCAGCUUCAAAGUGUCUUGUUAACAAAGGGACAGAAUGGUCCCAGGGUUCCUUCUUCUUCCUUCCAGUUAAGAGCUCAGAGUGGAAGUGGGCUGGGGAUGGUGUCGGGGGCCCAAGCUCCCAGCUCCCAAAAGCCCCUGCUUCUAUGCCCUUUGAGCUCAGGUAGCCCCUGCCCCCCUCACUGUCUGUUCUUUCUCAUCCUCUCCUCUUCCUGUGUGUAAAUAUUAAAGAGCUGAGCCUGCAGGGCUGAUGUAGACAUGGGGAGAGAAUGAAAUUAAAAAGGAUUCCCUCGCCCCCAUCUCGACACCCCCGCCCCGCAGUCCCUCGCUCCUGCUUCUUCCCCUCUCCCCUCUCCCCUCCCCUCACUCAGUGCUUCCACAUGUCUCUCCUCCCCCCAGUCCAGAUGGGAGCUGGCUCCUUCAGAAAGGGGGCUCAGAACAGGGUGUGGGGAGCUACCUCUCUCUGCCUCCCCCCACCACAUCUGUCUGCAGGGCUGGGAGCCCCCACGAUUCAGUGGUCCUGAGCCUUCUGAAGUUAGGCUUCUGCCUGGUGGUGGGGAUCCUGACAUCAAGGAUGGGACACCCUGGAUGGAGGUUCCUGGGGCCUGGCCCCCAAGACUAUGAAGAGCCUUUGCUGAGGCCAUGAGGGGUUACCAUGGCGACCGAGGCAGCCAUCCCCGCCCAGCCCGCUUUGCUGACCAACAGCAUAUGGACGUGGGCCCUGCUGCCAGGGCCCCAUACCUGCUGGGCUCCGGGGAGGCCUUCUCCACCGAGCCCCGCUUCUGUGCCCCGAGAGCUGGCCUGGGACACAUUUCUCCUGAAGGGCCCCUGAGCCUGAGUGAGGGGCCGUCGGUAGGCCCUGAGGGAGGUCCAGUGGGGGCCGGGGUUGGGGGGGGUAGCAGCACCUUCCCCAGGAUGUACCCUGGCCAGGGCCCCUUCGACACCUGUGAAGACUGUGUGGGCCACCCACAGGGCAAGGGUGCCCCCCGCCUGCCUCCUACACUCCUGGAUCAGUUUGAAAAGCAGUUGCCAGUUCAACAAGAUGGCUUCCACACACUACCAUACCAGCGAGGGCCAGCAGGGGCAGGGCCCGGGCCAGCGCCAGGGACUGGCACUGCCCCAGAGCCCCGCAGUGAGAGCCCUAGCCGCAUCCGGCACCUGGUUCAUUCUGUGCAGAAGCUCUUUGCCAAGUCCCACUCUCUGGAGGCGCCGGGGAAGCGGGACUAUAAUGGGCCCAAGGCUGAGGGAAGAGGUGGCUCUGGAGGAGACAGCUACCCUGGCCCGGGCUCCGGAGGCCCCCACACCUCCCAUCACCACCAUCACCACCACCAUCACCACCACCACCAGUCCCGGCACGGCAAGAGGAGCAAGAGCAAGGACCGCAAGGGGGAUGGGCGGCACCAGGCCAAGUCCACAGGCUGGUGGAGUUCCGAUGACAACUUGGACAGUGAUAGCGGCUUCCUGGCGGGUGGGAGGCCCCCUGGGGAGCCUGGUGGUCCCUUCUGCCUGGAGGGUCCAGAUGGGUCCUACCGGGACUUAAGCUUCAAGGGGCGCUCGGGCGGGUCGGAAGGCCGCUGCCUUGCCUGCACUGGCAUGUCCAUGUCACUGGAUGGACAGUCGGUCAAGCGAAGUGCCUGGCAUACCAUGAUGGUCAGCCAGGGCCGGGAUGGAUACCCGGGGGCCGGGCCAGGCAAGGGGCUCCUGGGUCCGGAGACCAAGGCCAAAGCCAGGACUUAUCACUAUCUGCAGGUGCCGCAAGAUGACUGGGGGGGUUACCCCACUGGUGGCAAGGAUGGGGAGAUCCCCUGCCGCAGGAUGCGGAGCGGCAGCUACAUCAAAGCCAUGGGGGAUGAGGAGAGCGGAGACUCAGACGGCAGCCCCAAGACAUCUCCCAAAGCAGUCGCCCGACGCUUCACCACCCGUCGCUCCUCCAGCGUGGACCAGGCCAGGAUCAACUGCUGUGUCCCACCCCGGAUCCACCCCCGGAGCUCCAUCCCUGGCUACAGCCGUUCCCUCACCACUGGCCAGCUCAGCGAUGAGUUGAACCAGCAGCUGGAGGCCGUGUGCGGGUCGGUGUUUGGGGAGCUGGAGUCCCAGGCCGUGGACGCCCUGGACCUGCCCGGCUGUUUCCGCAUGCGGAGCCACAGCUACCUCCGGGCCAUCCAGGCCGGCUGCUCUCAAGACGACGACUGCCUGCCCCUCCUCGCUACCCCUGCCGCUGUCUCAGGGAGGCCCGGCUCCUCCUUCAACUUCAGAAAGGCCCCGCCCCCCAUCCCGCCGGGAAGCCAGGCCCCGCCCCGCAUCUCCAUCACCGCCCAGAGCAGCACCGACUCAGCGCACGAGAGCUUCACGGCGGCCGAGGGCCCCGCCCGGCGCUGCAGCUCCGCCGACGGGCUGGACGGCCCCGCCAUGGGUGCGCGCACACUGGAGUUGGCGCCGGUGCCGCCCCGGGCCAGCCCCAAGCCCCCCACACUCAUCAUCAAGACCAUCCCUGGCAGGGAGGAGCUGCGGAGCCUGGCGCGGCAGCGGAAGUGGCGGCCGUCCAUUGGGGUGCAGGUGGAGACGAUCUCAGAUUCGGACACCGAGAACAGGAGCCGGAGGGAGUUCCACUCCAUUGGCGUGCAGGUGGAAGAGGACAAGAGGCGAGCAAGGUUCAAGCGCUCCAAUAGUGUGACGGCUGGCGUGCAGGCAGACCUGGAGCUGGAGGGCCUGGCAGGCCUGGCCACGGUGGCCACAGAAGACAAGGCCCUGCAGUUUGGACGCUCCUUCCAGAGGCACGCCUCUGAGCCCCAGCCUGGGCCCCGGGCCCCCACCUACUCAGUCUUCCGCACGGUCCACACGCAGGGCCAGUGGGCCUACCGCGAGGGCUACCCACUGCCGUACGAGCCGCCGGCCACCGAUGGGUCGCCCGGCCCUGCCCCCGCCCCCACCCCCGGCCCUGGGGCCGGCCGCCGUGACUCCUGGAUAGAGCGCGGUUCACGUAGCCUCCCCGACUCAGGCCGCGCAUCCCCCUGCCCACGCGACGGCGAGUGGUUCAUCAAGAUGCUGCGGGCAGAGGUGGAGAAGCUGGAGCACUGGUGCCAGCAGAUGGAGCGUGAGGCGGAGGACUAUGAGCUACCCGAGGAGAUCCUGGAGAAGAUCCGCAGUGCUGUGGGCAGCACACAACUUCUCCUGUCCCAGAAGGUUCAGCAGUUCUUCCGGCUGUGUCAGCAAAGCAUGGAUCCCACUGCGUUCCCUGUGCCCACCUUCCAGGACCUGGCGGGUUUCUGGGACCUCCUACAGCUCUCCAUCGAGGAUGUGACCCUCAAGUUCCUGGAGCUACAGCAACUCAAGGCCAACAGCUGGAAACUCCUGGAGCCUAAGGAGGAGAAGAAGGUCCCUCCGCCGAUACCAAAGAAGCCCCUGCGGGGCCGGGGCGUGCCGGUGAAGGAGCGCUCCCUGGACUCCGUGGACCGGCAGCGGCAGGAAGCGCGCAAGCGGCUCCUGGCGGCCAAGCGCGCCGCUUCCUUCCGCCACAGCUCGGCCACCGAGAGCGCCGACAGCAUCGAGAUCUACAUCCCCGAGGCCCAGACCAGGCUGUGACCGGUCCGGCCCGCCCAGCCCGGCCCGGGCCCGCGGUUCUCCACCCGUACUGUACACCCAGCGUCGAGGUCACUGUGAACGCGGGCCGCCCCGUGCGCCCGCCCCACCGGCACCGCACGCCCCGGCCCCCGGGCCCGUCACACUCUCGUGGGUUUUUUACCUUCCUGAUCCCACGCGAAGGCGCCCGGGCUGGGCAGGGGGCCGUGCCUCUCCGCCCUGCGCCCCUCACCUGGAUCCCUUGCCCACCUGGUCCGACGCUUUGUCCCCACCUCCUCCCCAUGGGCACCAUCUCUGCCAUUCUUUCCCCCACGGGCCAGGCCGGGCCGGGUCCCUCAUCUGGGCUCUGCGUUCCCCCCCUCCCCACCCCGCGGGGCUGGGCUUCGUGGGGAUCAAGCUUCGUGGCUUUUUAUGAAGAAUCCCGAACCCUGCCUAGGAGCCCGCCCCACCCUCCCAGGGGCUCCAUCCUCAGCCCUCUGCCCACUGGGCCCAGGGACCACAGUGGCUGGACCAACCCAGGACCAGGGCGCCUGGGCCUCUCCCCUUUCCCAGCGGCUGGGGAGGGGAGAUGGGGGCUUCCCCUCACCACACCUGUGGCUGUUCCCACAUCCCCUUGAAUAUCCCAGGAAAAAUAAAACGGCAGAACGCACUCGAGCCAGCUGCUCUCUCCAGAAGAGGCCACCUCCGUCCCGUGUGUGGGAGGACGGGGGUGAAGGGAGAAGGGAUCGGGAGCCCACUCUCUUGGUUUGGAGACAGCAGGGGUUGCCUGAGCUCCUUCCAGGGAUGGGCCAGCUGGUGGAAAGGAGAUUCGGCCCCCUGAUGCCCACAGUAAGGGCCUGGACCCUCCUGGAGGGGCCCAGGUGGGGUGAAGAGGGGGAGGGUGUCAAGCUCUCCGUUCUUCCUAUUUCGGUGUAUCCCGUUCUGCCUCCCAGUCCGCAGGGUUCCCCCAGAGAGGGAAGUCAGGAGCUCGCCGGGCACGCAGCAUGUGCUCAAUAAACCGGGAGUGUGGUUAUUGUUAGGUAUUGACAAAUAAUUGGUUUCCCUUCCCCUAGGGGCACAAUGUUCCUUCUGCUCCAGUCAUUCCUGAUCAGCAGCAGAAAAACUUCAGUCCUGCCGCAUUUUCUGAUGCCUCCUAUGGGUGGCCACCUUGGUGGAGGCUGGGGUGGGGGAAGAGGAAGUACAAAGAACAGAGCUCUCCUGGGAAGCUAAAUGAAAACCAGAACCUAGUAUCGAUGGCUUUAUUGAGUGGUCAGUGUGGGUCAGGCAAGGGGUGAGUGCUUUACAUGAAUGUGGCUGAUCCUUACAAUAGAAGAGAAAGCCAAAGCUCAGGGCAGGUUACAAGACCUUUCUGAGGUCACAGGACUAAAUGUGGUGGACCCAGGUCUAAUGCCAAAUCAUGAGCUUUUAGCUUUGCAGGCUUCUUAGACCAGAGAGGGCUGAUGGCAGUCUCCACCCAGAAAGCCCCUUUCCACUCCUUGAGCAGUCCUUUGGGUUGGUGUGUCACCUCCAGGCAGGAGGAAAAGCCUUCAGGAUUGGCUGCUUUUCUGGGCCACACUGGGUCAGCUAAUUCUUCUCAUUCAUUUAUCCAGCAGACAUUUAUCACUUUGGGCGCCACAGGAAUAGCCCUGAACAAGAUGUAGUUUCUACCCCUAAUGGAGCUUAUGGUCAUAUGGGAAAAACAGACAAAUAAGCAAGCAGUUAAAAUACAGGAGUAAGUGCCAGAAAGAUGAUUAGAGAUUAGCUGCUGAAGGAGGGCCAGGGCUGGGAAGAAUGUUCCAAGAUCAGGGAACAGCUGUGCAAAGGCUUGGAAGAGGAAGAGACAUUGGGAGCACAGAGACUUGAUUAUAUCAGUGUUUGGGUCUCAUUGAGGCAGGUGGCCUGGGUCUUGUGGGCUGUAGGGAGCCAUAGAAGGGUUUUGAACAGAGGAGUGGCAUGAACGUUUUAUAGACUGGUUUGGUAGACAACUUUGGAAAAGCAAGAGAUGGUCCACGUACACACAUGAGCCUGGAAGGUGAGGAGGACUCUAAUGUGAUCUGAAUUCCCAAAAGCAGUCAGUUUGGAGGUGAUCCCAUACAGACUCCUGGGCCUGGUCCAAGACUUAGUGAAUAGACUCUGCCCUCGAAUAAGGUUUUAACAAGUGCUUCACAAGAUUCUGAGCAGCCAGCUUUGGGAAGACUUAAAUUGGAUGACUGUCUAAAGGUCUCCAGUAGAAGGGCUGGGUCAGUUUACCUCUCUGAGAUUGUUUUAUCAUCUCUAAAAUUGGGGGCAUGGGUGAGGUUUGAACUCAGAGCAAUGCUGUAAAACAGAUAUUGUUUUCACCCCCAUUUACAGGUGAGGAAAUGGGCUUGGAGAGGUUUAAACAGCUUACCUCAAACCAUGAAGCCAGGAAGUGGCUGAGUCUGAGUUUAACCUUUACAUUUACACAGCAUUUUAUGGGUCUAUGACUUUAUUCAUAGAGUUUUCUAUGUCUGAUGUGGAUGAGUCUCCUUUGGUUCUUGUGGCCUAGGUAGUUAUGCUGAGCCCCAUAGAUAGUGAAAGAUUAGGUCCGGUCCUUUUGCUUGAGUUGCUUACAGUCUGGCCAUGGCCAGCAUAUAAACAGAAAGUUAUGGUGCAAAGGGAGACCUGUUCUCCCAGAGGGGCCAAGGGAUUGAGAGGAGAGAGCCUCUAGCAACCAGGGUGUUUUAGUCCAUUUUGUGCUGCUAUAACAAUACCACAGGCUGGAUAACUUAUAAUGAACAGGUAUUUAUUGGCUCACAGUUCUGGGUGCUGGGGAAUUCAGUGUCAAGGUGCUGGCAACUUGUGAGGGCCUUCUUGCUGUGUCAUCCCAUGGCAGGUGAGAGGGCAAGAGAGGGCAAGAGGGAGUUGAACUUGCCCUUUUAUAAGGGUGUCAAUCCACCCAUGAGAGUGCAGCCCUCAUGGCCUAAUAACCUCUUAAAGGUCCCACCUCUUAAUACUCACAAUGACAAAUUUCAGUGUAAGUUUUGGAGGGUACAACCAUAGCACAGGCAGUCUGGGAAAGCCUUCUGCCUUGUGAGUUGGAUCUUGCAGGAUGAAUUAGCAUUUUGUAGUCAAGGAAGAGAAGGGAGAAAUUCAUUUCUGGCCAAGGGACCAACCUGGGCAAAGCCAUGGAAGCAAAUGUGUGUUGGGAAUGAAAGCAUAGGCUGGAGAGGGUGACAGGUUAUGGUGGCUGUGGAGGGCGUGGAGGAGAUAUGGCCAGAAGGGACCCAUAGAGUUGGGGGUGGGAGGCUAAGAUGGAAACCUCAUAGUUUUAUCUGAAAGAUAAAACUAUGGCCAAAAGAAAGGAAAUGGACUGGAGGGGGCAACAAGACAGUAGGGAGACCAUUCAGGGAGCUGCUAAAGUGGUCCAGGUAAGAGAUAAUGAUGUUGACUUUGAGAGACAUUUAGGAGGCAUACGUGCAGUAAGCUGGAUCUGGAGAAUAAUGCAAAGAUGGGACGCCUUGAAGGUGUCACUCAGAUUUCUGGCCUAAUGAAUGAGUAAUGCCACGAAUGGACAUAGGACAUUACAGAAGGAGCAAUACAGUUGGGAAAUACUUAACAUGUCAAUAACCAUUUACUGAGCACUGAGAAGGUGCAAACUACUAUGCCAAGCACUUUAUACACAUUUAGGUGAUUUAAUACAGCAACCCUAGGAGUGGGUACUAUUGUCUUUUUUUAAGAACAAAGAGUGUAAAUAGCUUUUCUGAGAUAAGCAGACAAGAGUCAGGAUUUGAACCCAUGGCUAUCUGAUUUCUAAGUCUAUGCUCCUGAGCCCCUCAGCAAUUCUGCUUGAGGGAACUGCUAGCCAUGACUCAAGACUCAGCUCAAGGCUUGGUUCCUCUAGGGAGCCUUCCCUGAAUCUUCCUGGCUGGGCUGAAGAUCCUCCUCUGUGCUGCGUGUGUAUACUUCUGUCAUCACAUUUCUUACAUUCUAUUGACAUUUUGUAGACCCAUCUGUUUCUUUAGUCAGAGAACUCUGGAGGCAGGUUGGUCCCAGUCAUUUUUGCAUCCCCAAUGCCUAGCACGUGAUUGGCUGACCAAAUGCCAGUUACUCUGGGCAGUUCUGUUCCCUUCUCCUCUCCACAUAUUCAGUUAGUGAACAGGUUCUGCUAACAACGGUCUCCUAAAUAUUUAUUUGUACUGUUGGGGCUCAGAAAGCGAUACCCCAAAGACUGGCGCUUUGACAUGCUGAGAGGCCUUCGAAGCUGCCUCAGAAUCAAGGUCCCUCUAACCUUCUCUCCCAAGUAUAGGGAGGCACUCUCUCUAGAAUUUCCUAAUCUGAUCGAGAAAACGUCUUUCCAAAAGAAACAAAAUUGCCUUCCUCCCCUCUCCGAAAUCUCAUCUAGCUCAGAAAAGAAGACUGAGGAAGGCAACUACGCCUGGAUGGAUUUUUCACAAGAUGAUGCCUGUUUCUCGGGCUCAUUCAAAUUCUAAAGAGAAUCAUUUACAAGUUAAUUUCUGUCCAUUUUUUCGCCCUAAGAAUCACUUGCUGCCCUCAGAAGAAUUGUCUAUAUUCUCCAUCUCUCCCCUUCCCCUAUGAAAAAGAGUGUAUACGCUUCUGUACCCCAUUGGGUUAUUGGGUAAUCAUUCUCCUGUGACCCUUCCCUUCCCACCCCCUCGCCCCCCCGCCCCGUGCUAUGCACGUUAAAAUAAAAUUUUGUAUGUCUUUUCUCCUAUUAAUCUGCCUUUUGUCAGUUGAUUUUCAGUGAACCUUGGCCCCUACAAUACUGUUCCCUUUUCUCCAUCUUCACUGCCAGAGCUUAGCUUUGAGCUGUUUGAGAUAAUAGAGGAAGGGUGUCUAAUGUGAUAAGCAGUCUAUGUAUGAGGCUUCCUCUGGAGGUGACCCUUAAGCUUGAAAAUUGUGCCAGAGCACAAUCUGGCAUAGUAAAGAAAGGUGGGAAGGGCACUACAUGGCCAGGCACGGUGGCUCAUGCCUGUAAUCCCAGCACUUUGGGAGGCUGAGGCGGGCAGAUUGCUUGAGCUCAGGAGUUCGAGACCAGCCCGAGCAACAUGGUGAAACCCAGUCUCUACAAAAAGUACAAAAAUUAGCCAGGCCUGGUGGUGUGCAUCUGUGGUCCCAGCUACUCGGAAGGCUGAAGUGGGAGGAUCACUUGAGCCCAGGAGGUUGAGGCUGCAGUGAGCUAUGAUUGUGCCACUGCACUCUAGCCUGGGCAACAGAGCGAGAUCUUGUUAAAAAAAAAAAAAAAAAAAAAAAAAAAAAGGCCAGGCGCAGUGGCUCACGCCUGUAAUCCCAGCACUUUGGGAGGCCGAUGCGGGCAGAUCACCUGAGGUCGGGAGUUCGAGACCAGCUUCACCAACAUGGAGAAACCCCUUCUCUAUUAAAAAUACAAAAUUAGCCGGGCGUGGUGGCGCAUGCCUGUGAUCCCAGCUACUCAGGAGGCUGAGGCAGGGGAAUUGCUUGAACCUGGGAGGCGGAGGUUGCGGCGAGCCGAGAUCAUGCCAUUGCACUCCAGCCCAGGCAACAAGAGUGAAAUUGAAAAAAAAAAAAAAGGUGGGAAGGUAGAUGAAAAAGCAUCAAUAAGGCACUGAGGUGUGAAACAGUGUGGUCUGCCGGGUUUAGUAUGUGCGAGCAAAAUAAAUAUGCAGGCUGAGAUUAGUGGGAUGAGGGUGGGAAGGGCCUUGUGGGAGCAUUAACAAGCUUGAGCUUUGGGACUUUUCUGUAUAUGAUAAAAUUGAUAUCUGUAUAGGGUACAGUGGGGACACAGAGGAGGAAGUGAAUACUUGUACCCAAGAGGUCAUGUAAGACUUAGGUUUUACUAUAUUUGAAUUAUUUUUACACUAACAAUAGCCACAUUUAUUUCCCUGCUGGCUGUGUGCCUGCCACAGUACUUUACAAAUAUUGUCUCUUCCAACCCUCACACCAUCCUUGCGAAAUGGGUGUUGUUACCUCUACACAGAAGGGGAAGGGAGGCUCAGACAGGUUAAUAAUGUUCCCAAGGUCACUAGAAAGCUAGCCCGGAUCCCAAGAGGUCUUAAAGCACUAAAAUAUACUCUUCUAAGAAGAGCUUCUUGAGGUCAGGGAUCAUGUCUUUUGUUUUUGCGUGCCCAGACCUAGGUCUUAGAAGACGCCUAAUAAACAUCAGUUGAAAAAAAUGACUGGAUGAUCUUUCACUUUUUCCACGCAGAAAACACGUGGCGACAUCACUGAGAAACCUCCCGGCCAACAGAGGGCGUGACGUCCAUUUCAGCGCAGUGGGGCCCAGUUGCGGACGCCUAGCUUCCUUCCGUCCUUUGGCUAAAGUUCAGCCAAUCCCUGCGCUCCGAGAGAGCCGGCGGCCAGUGGGCAGGGUCACAGGGCAAGGUCCCGCGGGCCGCUGGGUGCGGCGACUUCCGUGCUCCCGGCGAGCGGGCGGAGAGCGGGGGCCGCACUGGGGAGUGUGGGCUGGGCCGCAGGUGAGCGCGCGGUCCCGGCGAGCAGGUCGGGUCAGCCCAGGCCAGUAACCUCUGAGUUACGGGAGGAGUGAUCGCUAGGGUCCACCCCGGUCCCGGCCAGAUCUGCCAGCCCCCCUCUCUGGCGGGUGUUCUGGUGCCAAGUCUGGGAGCCCAGGUAGCCCUCCGCAGACAGGGCUUCUCGGCACCUCAAUGAGGACGGAAGUUGAUGAGGCCAUGAAUGAGGUGGGCUAGGGACAGGGGACCGGGAGCCUCACAGAAGGGAGAAGGGUAGCCAUUUGGAUGGACCCUCACCUCACUUGCGCUCCCAUUCCUGGACUGCGCUCGAGUGACUGUCAGGGCUAAUUCUUCCGCCUUCUCAGGCCUCCUGUGUCCUUGUUAGCAGUUCUUGAAUUUGGGACUACGGCUUCUGGCCUCGUUGGGCCUCCGGGCCCCCGCACUGGGGCAGGUUUCCCAGCAGCCCAGUGACCUUUACCGGAUGCUUUUGGCAGACGUCCUCCAUGCCGGGCUGGAAAUAUGCGUCACAGUGUUUUUCAGACACUUUUGCCUCUUUCAUUGUGAUACCCUGCCUGGGGACGACUAUGAUGGAGUCUUUAGGUUUUUGUAAUCAGCAAAGGCAUCUGUUAUGCUCCUGCCACCUUUUGGGGGAGAGUGGGUGGAGGAUGUUGUGAUUUUACACUAGGGAGUUUGGGCUGUCAUACAUUCGUUCAGGAGACCUUUUUUCGGCACUCUGCCAGGCAGGGUAGGAGAGGUGCCUGGAUGGAUAGGGCAUAAUUGGGCCAGACAGACACGGUUCUUAGCCUUUUGGAGCUUAAAGUGUCUUGAGAAACGCAGACAGGGUAAGCCAGCAUCGUGCCUGACACAGAAUGUCAUGUGGCCUGUGUUUUGGACCGUGGUUCGUACCUAUGCUCCUUAUGUCACAUUCCCUGUUGCCUUCGUGGUCGGGGCUGUGGGUUACCACCUGGAAUGGUUCAUCAGGGGAAAGGACCCCCAGCCCAUGGAGGAGGAAAAGAGCAUCUCAGAGCGCCGGGAGGAUCGCAAGCUGGAUGAGCUUCUAGGCAAGGACCACACGCAGGUGGUGAGCCUUAAGGACAAGCUAGAAUUUGCCCCGAAAGCUGUGCUGAACAGAAACCGCCCAGAGAAGAAUUAAUGGAGGACACAGGGCCCUAUGGUCCUACUGUGGGUGGUGACUUGUCCUGCUACCAUGUUGACAGAGCCCCAGAACCCACAUCUAAUUGGCUUUGUUGCUUAUUCUGGCCCCUCCCACACCACACAGCCACACAAAUACUGGCUGCUCCUUGAUGGCCAGGCAGACCCAGCAGCAGCCGAGGGGCCAGUGAAGAGGAAGGCUGCAUCUGUUGUGUGGUGGCCACAAGCACUCAGGCAUCUGAGUUUACUGGUGCACUGCUGGGAGGAGAGUUAUGAGAUGAACAUUGGCUGUCGAUCUCUGUGGGCAGGCGGUUUGGCCUCUAGUGGGAAUGGCUGGGAUUUGGGCGUUGCCUUUAGGAGGGAUACCUGCAUGUCUAGUUCCAGUCUGCACUGGAAAGAAUUCAAAUAUGCACCUGGCUCCCUUCACUAUUUUGCCCUAUCCUUUGUGCUCAUUCUUACUGAAAUCUGUCUUGUCAGCUCAGGAAUGGGAUUCCCCCAGGAAGGAAAGCAUUUUUCUGUUCUGGGAAGCCCAGACUGUUCACUUUGGGGCAGGGACGAACAUGUGCCUCGUGAAUUUGCUUGAAAACAGUCACCAUCUUCUACCCCCAUCACUGUAUAGUGAAAAACCUGAUUAAAGUGGUAUCUGAGAACCAUAAUGAUCGAAUCUUAUCAUCCAGAUGGUAUUUGGGGGUCUUCUUAGGAGUUAGGCAAGUACAGGCAUUUUAGAGCAGGAUAACAUUGGUAUUAAAGGGUGCCAAGGAGCCCUGGAAACUGCUUUACUAGUGCGGUUGCACUGAACCCUGGAGGCACAGAUUCCCAGGAACCUUUUUACCAUUAUUACAAUUGGCUGCAGCACCUUCAAGUCUAAAUGGAGGUAGACCUCACUUACACACACAUAGACGCCUUUCCCUGUAAAAGUAUAUACGCACAUUCAAGAAAAUUUGGUAGGGAUUUUAAAAAGGUCACCCAUGUUCCCAGCUCGUUAAUUAACAACCGUUAACAUUUUGUUGUCUUUUACUAAUUCUCUGCAUAGGUUUUAGAGAUAGUUAUCAUUACUGUACAUUUAAUUUUAUAUACUUUUCUCACUAUUAUCAUUUUUCCAUUUUACAUGGUCAUCAUAAUUGGUUUUUUGGAGACAGGGUCUCACUCUGUCACACAGGCUGGAGUGCAGUACAAUCACGGCUCAGUGCAGCCUUGACCUCCUGGGCUCAAGUGAUCCUCUCACUUCAGCUCCUCAAGUAGAUGGGACUACAGGAGUAUGCCACCAUGCCCAGCUAAUUUUUUAAUUUUUUUGUAGAACCAGGUCUCACUAUGUUGCCCAGGCUGGUCUCAAACUCCUGGGCUCAAGUGAUCCUCCGGCCUUGGCCUGUAGUUUCUUUUUUCUUUUUUUUUGGAGAUGGACUCUCAUUCUGUCACCCGGGCUGGAGUGCACUGGCGUGAUCUUGGCUGACUGCAACUUCUGCCUCCUGGGUUCAAGCGAUUCUCCUACCUCAGCUUCCUAAGUAGCUGGGAUUACAGGCGUGCGCCAUCGUGCCUGGCUAGUUUUUGUGUUUUUAGUAAAGACGGGUUUCACCAUCUUGGCCAGGCUGGUCUCGAACUCCUGACCUCAGGCGAUCCCGUCUGCCUCGGCCUCCCAAAGUGCUGGGAUUACAGGUGUGAGGCACCGUCCCUGGCAGUCUGUAGUUUUUUGUUGUUGUUGUUGUUGUUUUAAAUAUGGAGUCUCGCUGUAUUGCCCAGGCUGGAGUGCAGUGGCGCGAUCUUGGUUCACUGCAACCUCCACCUCUUGGGUUCAAGCGAUUCUCCUGCUCAGCCUCCUGAGUAGCUGGGAUUACAGGUGUGCGCCACUACGCCCGGCUAAUUUUUGUAUUUUUGGUAGAGACAGGGUUUCACCAUGUUGGUCAGGCUGGUCUCAAACUUCUGACCUUGUGAUCUGCCUGCGUUGGCCUCCUAAAGUGCUGGGAUUACAGGCAUGAGCCACCGUGCCUGGCUGUAGUUGUUUAUAAUAGCAACAUAAUUGUCUAUCAAGUGGGAGUAUGACAUAAGUUUAUCCUGGACAAUUUCCAUAUUGCUGGACAUUUGAAUUGUUUCUGGUUGGUCACUCAUUUAGAUACUGCAACGAAUAUCUUAUAUGAAGCUUUUCCUGCGUUUUGGAAUAAACAGUAAAAAUAGUAAA
Gorilla gorilla gorilla (western lowland gorilla) is the source of this 14350-nucleotide messenger RNA. It is a transcript of the gene DLGAP3, whose product is annotated as DLG associated protein 3. Gene Ontology annotation, molecular function: molecular adaptor activity. The record is from RefSeq and is a predicted model, not a curated record. Gene Ontology annotation, biological process: signaling. The transcript has 13 exons. Gene Ontology annotation, cellular component: glutamatergic synapse; postsynaptic specialization. NCBI's taxonomy places the organism in Eukaryota, Metazoa, Chordata, Mammalia, Primates, Hominidae. Bases 1685 to 4624 code for a protein of 979 amino acids.